Molecule: messenger RNA, 1140 nt
Organism: Dovyalis caffra
Lineage: Eukaryota; Viridiplantae; Streptophyta; Magnoliopsida; Malpighiales; Salicaceae
Source: the annotation of a GenBank genome assembly
AUGGGGUGGCUUGAUUCAUUGUUGGGCAAUCAUGCAAGGAAGUUCAUUAAGAGGAAAGACAGUGAUGCAGGAGAAGCAGGUCGAGCAUUGGAAGAACUUAGAGGUUCUCUUUACAAUGAUAUUCGGACUUCGGAAGGAGCCAAGCGCCAACAGCUGCGAUUAUGUGGACCAAUUGUGGCAAUGACCUUCAAUUUCUUCGCCUCAGUGGGGGUUAUUAUGGCAAACAAAUUAGUGAUGAAGAAUGUUGGGUUUAAUUUCCCAAUCUUCCUCACAUUAAUCCACUAUUCCACUUCAUGGAUUCUACUUGGCCUUCUUAGAGCACUGUCAUUGCUUCCAGUCUCCCCUCCCUCUAAAGCUACUCCUUUUGCUCCUCUCUUCUUAUUGGGCGUUGUCAUGUCCUUUGCCUCUGGUCUUGCCAAUGCCAGUCUAAAUCAUAACAGUGUUGGUUUCUAUCAGAUGGCUAAAAUUGCAGUCACUCCUUCCAUUGUUCUUGCAGAGUUCAUUCUCUCUAGGAAAACAAUUUCCUACAAGAAGGUUUUGGCUUUGGUUAUUGUCUCAGGAGGUGUGACAGUUGCAACAGUGAAAGAUUUGGAGUUCAAUUUCUUUGGUGCUUGCAUUGCAAUUGCAUGGAUAGUUCCAAGCGCAAUAAAUAAAAUUCUCUGGUCGAAUCUACAACAACAAGCCAACUGGACUGCUCUGGCGUUGAUGUGGAAGACAACGCCUGUAACGAUUUUUUUCUUACUAGCCUUGAUGCCAUGGUUGGAUCCACCAGGGGUUUUAUCAUUCAAGUGGGAUCUCUACAGCUCAUCUGCUAUUUUUUUGACAGCUCUCUUUGGUUUUCUCCUACAAUGGUCUGGGGCUUUGGCACUUGGGGCAACAUCUGCAACAUCGCAUGUGGUUCUCGGACAGUUCAAGUCUUGUGUGAUCCUACUCGGAGGUUAUCUAAUUUUUGGUUCAGAUCCUGGGUGGGUGAGCAUCUGCGGAGCUCUCACAGCUCUCUCUGGAAUGUCAGUUUACACAUCACUGAACUUGCAGGAAUCGCAUGAAAAAUUGAAUUUCCAGCUUCAGACACAAACGUUGCCUUUAUCAAAACCCAAGACACAAACUGAAACUUCUACCGGAGACGAACAACCUAGUUGA